GGGACCGCGCUCCAGAGGCGCACAGCGGCAGCCGGAAGUUGCCUCUGGGUCUCCAGCUCCGUCUACAGGAAGCGCCCCCUCGGUGCCCCGCUCCAUCUGCAGGAAGUGCCCCCUGUCCCUCAUCCCGUGGAACCCCUACCCGCUGAACUGCACCGUCGCCGCCUCCCACUAGCAGCAGGCACCGCCAGGCUGUGGCGCUCUGGCCUCCUGGCUCCCAGAGCAGCCUUUCAUGAGCUCGGCACAUCCUCGUUGCACACCUUCCCUAAACCUUUGAGCAGCAAAUAGACACACUUAACGGCUGGGCGCUAGGCGCUGGCUUACAUGUCUUGGCGUAGAUUGGGCACGCUAGAGCCCUGGCUAAUGCACCUCAGGCACAUCUAUUACAUUCGUCAAGAAGUCCAUCAGUCUUUGUUGGGUACCAGGACAGGCGGGAAGCUGGAGGCGUCCUGCUAGCACGGGAAGAUGCGGGUCUGGAGUCAAGGCAAGUUGGAGCCAAUAAAGGAUACACAUGGCCUUGAAAGAGAUUGUAGAGGUUCGUUGAGCAGUACAUUUCUGAAGCACAGACUUCAGCCAAAUGAGCUUUGCGGCACCUUCUGAGGCGGACGUGUGUGAAGCUUCGUCGACUUCCCCUGCUGACAAUGAAGACAGCCUUGUGACAGUGAAGGUGGAGGAUCCCACCUGGGAGCAGCCAGGCAACUCACAGGCGGGCAGGACUCAUACUCAGGAACUUCACCGCCUGAGAUUCCGACAGUUCUGUUACCAGGAGGCCCCUGGGCCCCGGGAAGCUCUGGCCCAGCUUCGGGAACUUUGCCCUCAGUGGCUGAGGCCAGAGACUCACAGCAAGGAGCAGAUCCUGGAGCUGCCGGUGCUGGAGCAGUUCCUGACCAUCCUGCCCAAAGAACUCCAAGCCUGGGUACAGAUGUAUGGUCUGCAGAGUGGGGCCGAGGCAGCGGCAUUGCUGGAGAAUCUAGCCUCGGAACGUGGAGACUCAGGACAGCACGCCACUUUCUAUGUUCAGGAACAGGACAUGCACCUAGUGGUGACCGAAUAUCAAGGUGCCUCUUUGGAAUUUCAGAGCCUCCAGUUCCUCCAGCCUGGGGUCCCUCCUCUGGCAUGUGAACCUCCAAAGCUCCCCCCAGAAGCUUGUGCGCCCCACAUUCCUGGUUGUACUACUUUCCCUACGGAAAAGACAGUCUCAAGGUUGAACACUCUCAGGAACUGCCACCCACCCCGAGACUCCUGGGCCAGGAUGCACAUCGCAUCCUUGCAGUAUGCAGCUGGAGACAUCACUCGGAAAGGGAGGGAAAAAGACAAAUCUCGAGUGAGUGAGCUGCUAGGGCCUGCAUUUUCUGAUGACUCAGAGGCAGAGGAAGACAAUGAGCCUGAGGUACAGCCUCAGAGAAAGAAGCUAAAGGUGUCCACUGUCCCCGAGAAGAAUUGGACUAAAAGAGACAUUAAGCCCAACUUUCCAAGCUGGUCAGCACUGGAUUCUGGACUUUGGAAUCUCAAGAGUGAGAAGUUGAACCCAGUAGAGCUCUUUAAAUUAUUUUUUGAUGAUGAAACGUUUAACUUGAUUGUCAAUGAAACCAAUAAUUAUGCUUCUCAGAGAAAUGUCAGCUUGGAAGUCACAGUGCAGGAAAUGCGGUAUGUGUUUGGUGUCCUGCUCUGGAGUGGACUCGCAAGGCAUCCCAGGAGGGGAAUGUAUUGGGAAAUCUCUGAUGCUGAUCAGACCCUGGUUAGAAAUGCAAUUAAAAGGGACAGAUUUGAAUUGAUUUUCUCAUACCUGCAUUUGGCUGAUAAUAGCCACCUAGAUCAAAAAGAUAAGUUUUCAAAAUUGAGGCCUCUAAUAAAGCAAAUGAAUAAGAAUUUCCUCCUGUACGCCCCCCUAGAAGAAUACUAUUGUUUUGGCAGGUCAAUGUGUGAAUGCUUUGAUAGUGACGAAUUUCUGAAUGGAAAGCCUCUUAGAAUUGGCUAUAAAAUUUGGUGUGGUACGCCGGGCGGCGGUGGUGGCGCAUGCCUUUAAUCCCAGCACUCGGGAGGCAGAGCCAGGCGGAUCUCUGUGAGUUCGAGGCCAGCCUGGACUACCAAGUGAGUUCCAGGAGAGGCGCAAAGCUACACAGAGAAACCCUGUCUCGAAAAACCAAAAAAAAAAAAAAAAAAAAAAAAAAAAAAAAAAAAAAAAAAAAUUUGGUGUGGUCCAAACACACAAGGCUAUCUAGUUUGGUUUGAGCCCUACCAAGAAGACUCAGCUGCGGAAACAGAUGAGGAGCUGGACCUUGGGCUAGGUGGGAAUCUAAUAAUGAGCUUUGCUGAUGAUCUUUUGCAGAAAGGUCACUAUCCCUAUCACCUGUGUUUCGAUACCUUCUUUACAAGUGUUCAACUGAUGUCAGCUUUGAAGAAGAAGGGAGCGAAGGCUGCAGGAUCAGUUCGUGAAAACAGGACUGAAAAAUGCCCGCUCAUGAAUGUAGAACACAUGAAAAAGAUGAACAGGAGUAUUUUGAUUUCAGGGUGGAAGAAAAUGAUGAGAUAAUUUUAUGCCGUUGACUUGGUGAUGGCUUUAUUAGUCCGUGUUCGAAUGCUGUAGGCAUAGAACCAGUCAGUGAAGUAAACUGUGUUGCUGGUGAGGAAGAGCUCCUUCAGGUAAGCCAACCAUCCAUAGUGAAAUUGUAUGAGGAAUUCGGGAAAGGUGUGGCUAAAAUGGAUCAAAGUAUUUCCAAAUAUAGGGUGGGAUUAAGAAGUAAGAAAUGACCGGGCGGUGGUGGCGCACGCCUUUAAUCCCAGCACUUGGGAGGCAGAGCCAGGCGGAUCUCUGUGAGUUCAAGGCCAGCCUGGGCUACCAAGUGAGUCCCAGGAAAGGCGCAAAGCUGCACAGAGAAACCCUGUCUCGAAAAACCAAAAAAAAAAGAAGUAAGAAAUGGUACUCAGGUUUGGUUAGUUACAUGAUCGAUGCAGCCAUGAACAAUGCAUGGUAGCUACACAGUAUCUGUAACCCUAGCUCUCCUUUAGACCUCCUGGGUUUCUGGAGAUAUGUUGCACACUUUUACUUGGGACAUGAUGUUAAUCUGUCUGAUUAGGGCAGAUAAAAUACAUAAUAACAAGAUACAAAAAAAAAUAUAAUUAGAUUACUCUACCAAAGCAAAUGUAAUGGAAGUGGUGCAACUAAGUACUUGGUAUUUUUUUAAAUCAUAGAUUGUUACAGCAAAUAUGUUAAAAAGGUGUUUUGUGAGUGUUGAAUUUGUGUUAUAUGCCUAAUUUUGUGUCAGAUGCGUGCAAUCACUUACUCAUUAAGUUAUUUUCUAAAAGAGCAAAACCCAUUUCCCCAUUGUCAGUUUUCUUUGGACACUGACAUUUUGAAAAUGCAGGCAAUAUCACACUCUAUAGAAUGGCACUGAAUCCAUAAUCCAAAAUAGAUAUACUGCUCAUGAGGGAAGAAUGUUCUAAACAAGACAUAGGUGUGAGGGACUAAAUAUCUCAGCUGUAUCACACCAUGUGUAGUUGAGACAGGGCCAGUCAUGAAAUUGGAGUACAGGGAUGGAAGUGUGAAACUGUAUCUUUAAAUACUGAAGGAAAUGUUAUGACUAUGAGUUGGAAGAAGUCAAAAUGAGAAAGGUCGUGAAGCAAGUUGAGUAGCAAUAGUUAUCUUGAGAAGAAAGAAAGCAGGAGGCUACUGGCAAAAAGCUCAUGUCAAAGUCCCACAAGAUGAAUGAGUCUGGAUUGAGGUCAUCAGUGAUUAUUUAUCCGGGGGAGACAUUUGGAACUAUGACUCCAUAGUGCUGAAGUCUCAUAGGGGUGGCUUAGGCUAAAGACAAAGAUUCUACAUCAUUUCUGUGUUUCAGACAAUUUUCUUCAAUAUUUGUUUUAUUAUGUAUGCAUCUGUGAUAGAAUGAUACCUUAGUUACUUUUCAAUUGCUGGGACAACUUAUAAAACAAUGUGUUUACUGGGGGUUACAGUUUCAGAAGUUCACAGUUCAUGACCAUUAUCAUGGGGAGCAUGGCUGGCAGGCAUGGCACUGAGCAGUAGCUGAGAGUUUAAACCUUUAUCCACAAGUGCAAGGCAAAGUGCCAAUUAGGAAUGGUCUGGGCUUUGAAACUUCAAAGUCAGUCCUCAAUGACACACCUCUUCCAACAAAGCUACACCUAAUCCUUCCCAAACAGUUCUACCAACUGCGGACCAGGUAUUCACGCAUAUGAGCCUAUUGGGGACCAUUCUCAUUCAAAUCAUCAUUUUUUUUUUUUAGUUUGCCAUUAUUAUUAUUUUAAGUGCAUGAGUCUUUUUUUUCAACAUAUGUCUAUGUACCAUAUGAGUACCUGGUACUCAUGGAGGUUAGAAGAGGGUGUUGGAUCCUCUGGAAUUGGAUUUACAGGUGGUUAUGAGCUGCCAUGUGGGUGCUAAGAAUUGAAUCCAGGCCUUCUGACAGAGUAGCCAGUACUCUUAAUCACUGAGCCAUCUUUGCAGUCCUCUUGAGAGGCAAAUUUAAGCCAUGUAUAAUAAUACAUUCAUCCAUGUUUCAGAAUAUUUCUUUACACUGUGUGAAGAUGUGUCACUGUGAUUGGUUUACUAAAGAGCUGAAUAGCCAAUAGCUAGGCAGGGAGAGGUUAGGUGGAACUUCCAGGGACAGAGAGGACUCUGGGAAGAAGAAAGGCAGAGUCAAGAGCCAGACAUGAAAAGGAAACAGGAGGCACAAGAUGGAGGAGAGGUAAUGCCAUAUAGCAGAAUGUAGAUUAAUAUAAAUGGGUUAAUUUAAGUUAUAAGAGCUAGUUGAACAAGCCUAAGCUAAAGGCCAAACUUUCACUAUUAAUAAAUAAGUUCCCAUGUCAUUAUUUGGGGACUGGAUAUCCAAAGAUAGUACUGCUGCACAUGCAUUCCAAAAGUUCCUGCCUAGCUGACAAAGGGUGGUUGUGGUUUACCUUGUUGUGCCCCUGCACUAAACACAUAGGAUACUUCUGUCCACACUGUGUUCACUAUGCCGUGUGAACAGUGCCUUACAAUGUGGCUAUUUUUAUUUAGUAUUUGCCCAUUACAAGAAAAUAAACUUCCAAAAUAUGUCUUCUACAGCCACACGGGACAUGAAAUUAAGUGCUAUGUACUAUUCAGGGUACUUAAACUUCAUUGUAACUUAAUUGAAAAAUUUGGCUUAUCCAAAAAAAUAGCUGUAUGUUUAUUUUUUCAAAUAGUCAACUUAAUUCUUUUUAUUACAUUUAUUUGUGUGAAUGUGUGUGGGUAAACACAUGGUGUAUAUGUGGAACUCAGGGUAAAAGGGGGUCCAUUCUCUCCAUAUGGGUUCUAGGAAUCAAACUCAGGUCUUCAGGGUUGGAAGUAAUUCAUGAAUAUUCCAUUGUGCAUAUGUAAUACCAAUAAACAUUGCCUAAAAUGCCUCAGCUCAGAUUUGAAAAUACUCUAUGUUAUACAUUGAGGUGUUUUUACUGUACAUAUAAAGCGUUCUGCUCUUAUAGAAACACAAUGGCUAUGUUCACAUUGGCAGCACAUAUAUGAAAAUCAUAACAAUGCACAGAAGAUUAGCAUGGCCCUUCUGCAAGGAUGACACUCAAAUUUGUGAAGCGUUCCAUACUUUUUAGCAAGGAAAUGGAACCGGCCUAGAUGUCCAUCAACAGAAAAUGGAUAACAAAACUCAGCAUAUGUACACUAUGGAAUUUUACCCAGCUGUAACUAGAUGGGAGUCCAGGAGCAGGGAGCAAGAGAUGUUGAGGAAGUUUGGGGAGGAGGGCAAAAGCACUUUCACUUAUGAAAGGAAAAAGAAGGCUUCUGGGAGUGGGUUGUGAGAGAAGGGACAGAAGAAAAACAACCCAAACAAAAUUUA
This is a messenger RNA of Peromyscus californicus insignis, 5819 nucleotides long. It is a transcript of the gene Pgbd1, whose product is annotated as piggyBac transposable element derived 1. Lineage: Eukaryota; Metazoa; Chordata; Mammalia; Rodentia; Cricetidae. Gene Ontology annotation, molecular function: sequence-specific DNA binding. The record is from RefSeq and is a predicted model, not a curated record.